Messenger RNA from Drosophila novamexicana, 804 nucleotides. RefSeq lists its product as uncharacterized. Lineage: Eukaryota; Metazoa; Arthropoda; Insecta; Diptera; Drosophilidae. The record is from RefSeq and is a predicted model, not a curated record. Bases 1 to 804 code for a protein of 267 amino acids. The transcript has 4 exons.
AUGGCCAAAUUGCUCCUGCUGGUUGUUGUUGGCCUAAUGGCAGCCCUGUCGGCCGAUCAGGCGCAGGGCACCAAUGCUGCGCCGCAGCUGCAGCGCCUGAUUGCCGAGGAGCAGAGCAAAUGCGCCACGGGCCAAGAUUCGAUGGCGUGCAUCAAAGAGCGCGCCAUGCGCUUUGUGGACAAUGUGCUCAGCAAAGAUAGCUACACGCUGGCCAAUCUGGAGGUGAGCAGCAAUGGCCAAAAAGUGGCCGCCGUUAGCGAGGCACGGGCCAGCACCAGCGACGGCUUCCUGGAUGCCAUUGAGAACUAUAUGCGCGGACACGAUGUGAGCAUGAAUCUGCCCGUGGCCGAUGCCAAGAUCACCGUCUCGGCCCGCAAUCUGGCCAACGAUGAGCUGAGCUUGAACCUGCAGCUGAACAACGCCGUUGAUGAUGAUGCGUCCGAUAUCGAGGCCAGGGGUAAGAAGGGCAACAUCUUCAAGAAGGGCAAGAAGCAUCGUCUACGCAAGCUGGCCAUGCCCAUACUGGUGCUCAUUCUGCUGAAGGCCAUCACUGUCAUACCCAUGGCCAUUGGCAUACUGAAGAUCAAGGCAUUCAAUGCGCUCGCGCUCGGCUUCUUCUCGUUCAUUGUCUCGGUUGGUUUGGCCAUUUUCCAAUUGUGCAAAAAGAUUGCCCAUGAUCACCAUCAUACCGCCCACAUCACCGCCCACGGGCCGUGGGAUGGUCGCAACUUUGGCGGCGCCGCGCCCGUCGUGGAGCAGCCGCAGCAUUUGGCCCAGGAGCUGGCCUAUCCGGCGUACGCCUAG